GGGUAAAAUCCUUCGAAUGAGCCUUUUGCGUGAUGGUGGGUGACUUUGAUUCCUUGCUUAGUCUCCCUUAUAAAGAAAACGCAGGUGGGGCGUUGAGUCUGAGUUUGUUGAAAUCUCCCUCUCUCACCCUCUCUCUCAGUCUCUCUCUCAACAAAAUGAGUUCCCACGGAAAUGACCCAAUAUCUUCUUUCCUCAACUUGCCUCAAGCACUUAGCAGCUUUCAAAACCACUGCUCUACCCUUCUUCACAACCUUUCCAACCCUCUUCCCCUUAAAACCCAACUUCAAUCUACCUUCUCCACCCUUCUAAACCCUAAACCCAACCCUCCACUUCACUCCACAAUUUCACCCUCUGAUUCCGUUCCUAAUAAAAACCCCCUUUGGGCUCGCCUUCCUGAAACUGCCAAAACCCAAUUCUCCCGACCUUCUUCCCCUUCUCCUCUCUCCUUGUCAACGGAAGCCAUUGAAGAGCGCUUAGCUGGUAUUCCUGUUUAUGCUCUUAGCAAUGCUUCUGAGGAAUUCGUCUUGGUUUCUGGUGCUUCCACUCAAAAAUCUCUCGGCUUCUUUUGCUUUAAGAAGGACGACGCAGAAACACUUCUUCAACAUAUUGGAACCAUGGAUCCUUCAGCGCACUACGGCUCCAAAGUGGUGCCUGUUGCUUUGAAUAAAGUUUUUCAGCUUCAUGUCAAUGGGGUGGCCUUCAGGUUAAUUCCAGAAUGCUCUCAGGUGAAAAAUGCUCUCACUGAAAGAAAGAAGGCUGGCAUUUCUGCUGAUGAAUUUUCUGGGGUUCCUGUUUUCCAGUCGAAGAGUUUGGUACUGAGGAGCCAGAACAAGAGCUACCGUCCUGCCUUUUUUAGAAAGGAGGAUUUGGAGAAUUCUCUACAAUCAGCAUGUCGUGAACAAAAUCAAAUUAAUCCUGCCUUACGACCGGGGGAUAUACAGGUUGCUGUUUUUGAAGAAAUUAUAAAGGGAAUGAAGGAUAAUUCCAUUUCAACAUGGGAUGAUAUAGUCUUCAUUCCUCCCGGAUUUGAUGUUUCAACUGACCCCAAAAAACAGCAAUAGGCAUUGAGAAUAGGACUUGAGAUAGUAGCAGUCAAAUUUGUCUUAUCAUACAAAAAGCUCAUAGAGAAACAGGGUAUUUAGAUCAAUUCAGGUUCGAAUGGUUGGAAGGAGAAGAUCUUUAAUCAUAUUUGUGUUAGAGGAGUAAUCCUACCGAACUCCAGACCUGAUUUGUUGGGAUGCCUUUGGGGUUUUGUAGUGUGCGUCUGUAUGUUCUAAUCACAACAAAUGUUAUAGAAUCGUGCGUCUUUUCUUUGUUGCUUGUAGUGUAUGGAAUGUCUAGAUGAGUAAAAAAUAUUUAUCCUUUGAGCUUUUUAUAUUAUGAACCCAAAAUAGAUGACUAAACCCAAAAUUCUUGAAUCACUUUUCUUUAUUGUAAAGAAAUAGUGAGAAUGUUUUUCUUUA
This is a messenger RNA of Cucumis melo (muskmelon), 1463 nucleotides long. RefSeq names its product protein TIC 22-like, chloroplastic. Gene Ontology annotation, biological process: protein transport. The record is from RefSeq and is a predicted model, not a curated record. NCBI's taxonomy places the organism in Eukaryota, Viridiplantae, Streptophyta, Magnoliopsida, Cucurbitales, Cucurbitaceae. Gene Ontology annotation, cellular component: chloroplast. Bases 33 to 1061 code for a protein of 342 amino acids. The transcript has 8 exons.